AUGUCUCAUAAUCCCAGCUACGAAAAUGCCGGCUUUUUACAAAGAGUCUACUACGUUGUUUACGGUGUAUGGCAUGUCUUAGUUGAGCUUUGUCUGCCAGUUAUAAUUGCAUUUGCCAUUAUUGCCUUGGUGUUGUUUAUUCUCUUAACGGUCGUUAUGAUGAUCGGAAAUUUGUUAGGUUAUGUUGAUGUUGAUGUCGAUAAGAAGCAGAAGGAGGAGAAGGAGGAGGAGGAGAAAUCGAGUUUGACAAAGAAAACCCAGACGGAGUCGUCAGAGACUACUACUAUCGAUAUUUCGAACAAAAAGACACGGAUUGAAAUGGAGAUUAAACUUCUUGAAGAGCUGAUUCAAGCCAAGCAAGAGCAAUUGAAAGAUCUUUCUUAG
Molecule: messenger RNA, 384 nt
Organism: Talaromyces rugulosus
Lineage: Eukaryota; Fungi; Ascomycota; Eurotiomycetes; Eurotiales; Trichocomaceae
Exons: 1
Coding region: 1-384 (127 amino acids)
Source: RefSeq, a predicted model, not a curated record